This is a messenger RNA of Bathycoccus prasinos, 2349 nucleotides long. RefSeq lists its product with no specific name. The coding region runs from base 1 to 2349 and encodes 782 amino acids. Gene Ontology annotation, molecular function: protein binding. The record is from RefSeq and is a predicted model, not a curated record. The transcript has a single exon. Lineage: Eukaryota; Viridiplantae; Chlorophyta; Mamiellophyceae; Mamiellales; Bathycoccaceae.
AUGCGGAAGAGUACUACUACUCCUGUCGAUGAUGAAACCGCGUCGCUUUUGAACGCCAAUACUCCGACGACGGAAAAGAUGAUGAUGAUGAUGCGCGGCUCAAUUUCGAGAGAAGAAGAAGAAGAUUCGUCAAAGUCGCCGUCCUCCUCCUCGUCCUGGUUUCCGUUUGCAUCUAAACUCGUCGGCGUGAAGGUGCUCGUUUUGAUCGCCCUCGCGUUUUACGCGGUGUCUGUGAUGACGGUAACAAAGACGACGACGGAAACGAGUUCACCGAUGAUGAUGAUUGAAGGAAAGAAAGGAGAGUUGGAAACGUUGAAACAUUUCUUCGAGAACGCCAGAUUGUUUUUGACGAGAAAAAGAGGAGGAGAGAUGGAAAUUAACGGCGACGGCGCGUUGCUAAUUUCCACCACGUCCUCAAAGCCAUCUUUGGGCGAGGAUGACGCGAGAGGGACUUUGACGACGACGACUGCGAAGAAGAAGAAAGAGGAGGGCAGCGAAGAGGAGAAGCGUCGACGAAAGGAAAAAGAGGAGAAGGAACGAGAAGAAGAAAAAGAAGAAGAAGAGGAAGAAGCGUUGGAAGAACUAUUAGUCGGCGUGCACGACCAAGUGUACGGGAAGAAACAUUUGAUCGAUAAGAGCAUAUUGCCUAAACGAGAAGGGAAAGAGUUGCCUAUUUUCAUUCACAUUCCAAAAGCUGGAGGGACUUCGGUCGAGGCAAUGGUCGCCAACGUCGGCGCGAGGAUUGGAAGUUGUAACAGCAGAGAGACGAACGGGGCGUCGAACGAAGCCGCGAGGCCUUACGAAGUGCACCCGGCGUGGGACGUAGGAAAAGCGGAAGAUUUUCAUUCGCCGCCGAAGGUGGCAAAAGGGAAGACGUAUUUAGAAAAUUCAUUCACGACGGUGAGGAAUCCGUAUUCAAGAGCCGAGAGCGAGUAUUUCUGGUACCUUUUAAGAAAGUACCCGAAAGAGUACGAGUUGUUGCAAAGCUCGACAGAUAAUUGGCAAACGUACGUCAACAACGAAGGAAAAGUGUAUUACUAUAACGAAGUUUUAAAUCGAGCGACGUUUGAUGAACCAAAACCGUCGUGGAUGUCCUGCGAAAAGUUUGGCGUCUGGUUGAAAGAUUCGAGCGAAUUUGUUUUGAAGAAUAAUUUAUUGGAGUGUUAUCGACUAGGCAAGUAUAGCGAAGGGAGCAUUGCGGCGUGCGACGAGACGUUAUCGCGCGCGAACGGCGGGAAAGGCCCAAUAGAGAGCGACGGGUCGAGCACGAUAAUCGGGAAAGACCACACGCACCACGUGCCGCAAUACGUUUUAGGACGAACGGCGGAAAGAGUGUUUAGCAUUGAAGAUUGUUUCGACGAUAAGGAAGGUUUUUGUACGGACGUUCGAACAAAGUCGAGCAAUACAGACGCGGUGAUGCAACCAAACUUGAUGUCGUAUUUACGAGAAAAGUUCUCGCCGAAAAUUACCCCAGAAGUGGUCAAUUCCAUCUCCGGGAACAAAGAUUUGAACAAAGCGACGUUGAGUCAGUGCUGGCGAAACGGGAACAUGCCUUCAGAGACGAUCUCGAACUUCUUGAAAGCCUACGACGUUGAUUUUGAAAAGUACGGGUACAGCAAAGAGCUUCCCGGAGGAAAACAAAAGAGCGCUGUUUUGACAUCAUCAUCAUCAUCUUCUUCUACUUCAGAGGCUGAAAUGGGCCACGACGAAGAGGAGGAAAAAUCGUUGAAAAAGAUGUCCACUUCUUGGGAGAAAGCGCAAAAAAAUCGCUUCGAGAAAGAAGACGAAUUGAAAUCGUUAGCCGAGGCGAGAAAGCAAGAACUCGAAAAGCAAGCCAAGCUGGCGAAAAAACAAGACGAGGAAAUUGAAAAGCUGACGCGAAUGUCCAGCGAACUCGCCGACGCUAAGAUCCAAGCGGAAAUCGAACUCGAGGAAACGCAAAAGCAAAUCGCAGAAGCGCGCUUGAAACGCUCGAAACGCAUCGUGAAACGUCGACGUAGUACUCGUAAACUUUUAGGUGGCAAUAACGUGGAAAUUCCCAGGGCGGCGACUUUAGAGGCGUACGACGAGGAGGAUUUACCCGCCGACCGCGAGGGAGGAGGACGUCUGGGUGUCGUCGUCGAAGACAAAGAAGAAGACAAAGAAGAAAUCGAACGAGAACAAGGAGACGCGUCCGUCUUAGACUUGGACCACGACGAACCGACGAACCGUAAAAUGCUCUUUUGCGCGGGCGGCUUGAGAGUACCGAGAGUGCACGUGGAGAAAGAUAGCGAAGUUGGAUGGGCGGUGUGGAAUACGAACAAAGAGCUGCGAGACGAAAUGAUCGAAAGAGGCGAGCUCGCCACUUGA